ACCACAUCUGUGUAGAAAGACGAAGGUCGUCGUUCAUACGAAAAUAAGCGUCAUUUUUAGAGUUGUUGUUUUGAAAACACUGGCGAUGGAGAACAAGGAUUUAUCUGCACGAUGGAUCUCCGUUAUAACAUUGUUUGUUGUGAUCAACUGUUUUGUUCCAGUCCGAUGUGGUAGUAACUGUGUUUCGUAUUCUAGUUACUACUAUUGCUAUUACUACGCCGAUACCCAGUAUUAUUACAAUCAUGUUGAAUUCAUAGGAAGAAUAGUUGGUGGUGUAGUCGGUGGGGUGGCUGGACUUGCUAUCUUCAUGUGCUCAAUGACGAUAAUGAUAGUUAAAGUCUGCAAGAAAACAAACCACGAACGAACGAUUGUCCACCCGGCUCAACCGCCUGUCUUCCACAUCAACACAGCACAAAAUACAUCUGGUGAAUCUGAAGGACAACGUUUGGCUGCUUGUCAACAUGACCCGAAUUCAACCCGACUACAUCACACACCUUCAAUCCAGGUACAACCCGUGAUUCAUGGCCAGGAAGAGUUGCAUCAUUUCUGCCAAGGACAGCCCUCACCUGUCAACCAAGUACAGACCACAUUUCCCAGUCAAGGGGAUAUCUCACCUCAAGAUCAAGGACAACUCACAUUUACAAACCAUGGACAUACCACAUCUCCCAAUCACGGAGAGACCUUACUUCAAAAUCAAAGAGAAUUAAUACUUGCCAACUAAGAACAGACCUCACACCACAGUUAAUGACAACCAAACCUUUCCAAGGGACAUAUCUAAAUGUGAUUUUAAAACAUCAAGGAAAACCUCUUAAAGUAAUUCCACUCUCCUGUGAUGUCAUGAUUUUGCAAAAUCAAUGAUUUAUCUAGAUUUAUGCAUGAUAGGAAUAUAAUUUUUUUUGGAGUCUCUUCCUAUAGUUAUUGUAAAAAAAAUCUUGUUAAACAUAAAAUAUUUCAAAAGUCUAAGUUAUAGAUGAAUAAUCAAUGAUACGUUUCAAAAUAUUGAAUACAAGGGCAAUAACUUUGUUUUUAUUGAUUUCUUUAUCAAGUAUAUAAUACAAUAAAUUUCCUUUAUUUUUUAUAGACAUUUUGUAUAUUUUUAUGAAAAUAUAGUUUUAUGAGAUUUUUAUGAAUGCUAUUAUAUCGUCAUAACCAGUUUGUAUGGAAUUUUUAUUACGCUGUUUAAGGAAAAGUGCAAAUUUCUGACGGUGAUACAUGAUUCUGUUUAAGUAAGUAUCACAUUUUAAAAAUUGUGAUGACCUAUGUCUGUCUUUUGAUAAUUUAUUAGUUUAACUCUAAUGAAUGGAAAUAAAUACACAUUUUAAACUUGUAUCAGAUAAAA
Molecule: messenger RNA, 1339 nt
Organism: Ostrea edulis (European flat oyster)
Lineage: Eukaryota; Metazoa; Mollusca; Bivalvia; Ostreida; Ostreidae
Exons: 4
Coding region: 86-721 (211 amino acids)
Source: RefSeq, a predicted model, not a curated record